GAACCACAGAAUGUGAAAAUGCUGAAAGGUGGAGCCCUCGAUGGAGUCUACAGGCUGGUGCAGUUUCACAUUCACUGGGGAUCCUGUGAGGGCCAAGGAUCCGAGCACACUGUGGAUGGUGUGAAGUACGAUGCAGAGCUCCACAUUGUUCACUGGAACACAAAAUAUGGCAAAUUUGCUGAAGCUGUGAAGCAUCCCGAUGGCUUGGCUGUGGUAGGCAUUUUCAUGAAGGUAGGAAAUGCCAAGCCUGAAAUACAGAAAGUUGUUGAUGCUCUGAGCUCCGUUCAGACCAAGGGGAAACAAGCUUCCUUCACAAACUUUGACCCUACUGGACUGCUUCCUGCAUCCAGAGAGUACUGGACAUACCCUGGAUCACUGACCACUCCUCCUCUGCUCGAGUGCGUGGUCUGGCACGUUCUGAAGGAGCCCAUCACCGUCAGCCCAGAGCAGAUGUGCAAACUCCGUGGCCUUUGCUUCAAUGCUGAGAAUGAGCCCGUGUGCCACAUGGUGGACAACUGGCGCCCAUGCCAGCCUCUGAAGAGCAGAGAAGUUCGAGCCUCAUUCCAGUAACCUCAGUGCUGAGAGCGUUAGAAAUCGAGCGUGUUUGUGAGGAGCCCCUCUUGCUAAGCACAAUUCCAACCUUUGCCAUGUGUGCCCUGGCAACAUCUCAUCUCCUAGAUCCAUUCUUUUCUUCUCUGCGUCUGAAAUGCCAGCUAAGGAAAUGGGAAAGGCUCUCGGCCAGACAGGAAGGGGGUUCUUAGCGCGGGGCUGGGGAGCUGGGGUGG
This is a messenger RNA of Tinamus guttatus (white-throated tinamou), 785 nucleotides long. Lineage: Eukaryota; Metazoa; Chordata; Aves; Tinamiformes; Tinamidae. The record is from RefSeq and is a predicted model, not a curated record.